AUGGGCGAAUUCAGCGACCAAGUUCUGUCGCUCUUUGCGCGAGCUGCGUCUGAGCAGGGAGGUGUGAUUUCAGGAGACAACCCGACCCACUACAACAGGGACAAUCCGAUUCGCCUAUGGAUCAUCCAAGUCUUCAUCAUCAUCACCUUCACCCAGAUUUUGUCGCUGGGUCUCUCCCGUAUGCGCCAGCCACGAGUGAUAGCAGAGGUCAUUGGUGGUGUCCUUCUAGGCCCAACCGUCAUGGGUCGUAUCCCGCACUUCAGGGAGACCAUCUUCCCGACAGACAGCAUCCCCAUCCUCACGAUCACCAGUAACAUCGGCCUCGUCCUCUUUCUCUUCCUCGUUGGCCUCGAAAUCGAUACCCGCCUGCUGAAGCGGAACAUACUUGCCUCGGCAGGCGUUUCCAUAGCAGGUCUCCUUUUCCCCCUGGGUCUCGGUGCAGCACUAGGUGUCGCGGUUUAUAGGGAGUUCAUCGACGACACCGUCAACUUCGGCCACUUCCUCCUCUUUGUCGCCGUUGCCGUCGGUAUCACCGCCUUCCCCGUCCUCUGCCGGAUCUUGACCGAGCUCAAGCUGCUCGACACUGAAGUCGGCCUCGUCGUGCUCUCAGCCGGUAUCGGGAAUGAUGUUAUUGGAUGGGUUUUGUUGGCCCUGACCGUUGCCCUCGUCAAUGCCUCGUCUGGGCUCACGGCGCUGUGGGUCCUCUUGGCGAGCGCCGGAUACACGAUCGUGCUCCUCUACCCUGGGCGCUGGGGCUACCGCUGGUUGGCCAGGCGCACGGGCAGUUUGGAGCAGGGCUUCCCUACGCCAUUCUUGAUGACGGUCACCAUCCUCGUCGUAUUGGCCUCGGCCUUCUUCACUGACAUUAUUGGAGUUCAUGCCAUUUUUGGCGGAUUUUUGGCUGGAUUGAUCAUCCCCCAUGAUAACGGCUUCGCUAUCUCAGUGGUCGAAAAAUUGGAAGAUCUCAUCAACAUCCUGUUCUUGCCAAUCUACUUCACGCUCUCCGGACUUAGAACCAACUUGGGUUUACUCAACACGGGUACUGACUGGGGUUACAUUGUCCUUAUCUGUACUGUUGCCUUUUCCUCGAAAUUCCUUGCUUGUGGAGCAGCAGCAUUCUUCGGUGGUUUCAACUGGAGAGAGUCUGGUGCCAUCGGAUCUCUCAUGUCCUGCAAGGGACUUGUCGAACUCAUCGUGCUUAACAUCGGCCUUCAAGCCAGGAUCCUCAAUGAGCGCACAUUCUCGAUGUUCGUUGUCCACGCUCUCGUCCUUACGUUCAUAACGACCCCUCUCGUCAUUGCGUUCUAUCCUCCCAAGUACCGUAUCCAUCACAGAGAUGAAAAACCUGCUGGAGACGAAGCCGCUUUGCCCACAAGGGCACCCUCGAACGACGAGCACAAGACCAGGUUCUCGCUUGUCUUGGACAAGAUUGAAGCUCUUCCGGCUGCUAUGACCCUGUCGCAGCUCUUGCACUAUCCCUCAGCUGUCCUCCCUUCUUCGCACGCUUCGCAGCUGUCUACCAUCAACGAAAAGGCAUUGGAAGCUGGCUUGGAUGAUGUGAAGGACCAUGGAGAGGCGCCGCCACGAUCUGCCAUUACGAUUGAAGCUCUUCGUCUCAUGGAGCUCACUGCCCGGACAUCAGCCGUCCUCAGGUCCCAAGAAGCCGACUCGCUCAUUUACAAUGACCCUGUCGUCUCGGUGUACAAGACCUUCGGCCAACUUAACCACUUCAAUGUAUCCGCGAAGCUCUCCGUCGUCAACUACGAGGAGUUCCCCGAGGCUGUCGCCAAGCAUGUUUCGGACACCGGAUCUGAGAUGGUCAUCAUCCCUUGGCCACGGGGCAUUACUUCCGUGCUCGAGGAGGAGGCAGAGGGGCAGCACGUCGGCACGCGCAACCCCUUCGACGGCAUCUUCCAUAAGACGACGACGGAGGACCAGACGAGCUCCGUCGUGUACUCGGAGUUCAUCCGCAACGUCUUUUCGCAGUCGCCCUCCGACAUUGCACUCUUUGUCGAUCGUGGGCUGACGACUGCACCGACGGGCAACACGAAGCAGCACUUCUUCCUGCCGUUCUUCGGAGGCCCGGAUGAUCGUUUGGCGCUGACGUUCUUGGUGCAGCUGUGCGAGAACUAUGCUGUGAGCGCGACUGUUGUCAGGAUGGCGACGAUGGAUAGUGACGAUGUCGCGAGGACGACCGACGAUGCCAAGUUAUCUGGUGCCCUUUCGCCCACGUUCCAUAAUACCGUCGCUGCUGCUGACACCGUCUAUGGCCAACACACUACGCAAACCCGCCUCGAAUCCGACACGGCUGACAACCUUGUCUGGGGCAAGUACACCACCCCAAGCACCGUGCACCCCUCCAACGUCGCCUCUGCCCUUACCCGCAUCUCAUUCAUCAACGAGUCCGCCACCAAGCCCCUGCACCGUGUCGCCGAGCUCGCGAAGCAAGAAGCCGCCAUCAGCAUUGCGCGUUCGGGCAAGACGCUCAUCGUCCUCGCUGGCAGGUCGCGUCGUUUGGCCGUCGAGAACCUCCGCGGCGAGCUCAGGUCACUCAUCUCAGAGACCGGGUCGUCCAUCAGCUCCUCGGUGCCGAAGACGCUUGGUGACGUUGGUGCAGGUCUCGUCGCGGCUGGCGUCAACGCGAGCUUGCUCGUCCUCCAGGCUGCUCCUUCUGCUUCGUCGUAG
This is a messenger RNA of Cyclocybe aegerita, 2685 nucleotides long. NCBI's taxonomy places the organism in Eukaryota, Fungi, Basidiomycota, Agaricomycetes, Agaricales, Hemipholiotaceae. The record is from the annotation of a GenBank genome assembly.